AUGCAAAGGACAAGUGGGGUCGUGGCGGUGGUGGUGGUGGUGCUUGUGGUGGUGCUUGCGGUGGUGCUUGCGGUGGUGCUUGUGGUGGUGCUUGUGGUGGUGCUUGCGGUGGUGCUUGCGGUGGUGCUUGUGGUGGUGCUUGUGGUGGUGCUUGUGGUGGUGCUUGUGGUGGUGCUUGCGGUGGUGCUUGCGGUGGUGCUUGUGGUGGUGCUUGUGGUGGUGCUUGUGGUGGUGCUUGCGGUGGUGCUUGUGGUGGUGCUUGCGGUGGUGCUUGCGGUGGUGCUUGUGGUGGUGCUUGUGGUGGUGCUUGUGGUGGUGCUUGCGGUGGUGCUUGUGGUGGUGCUUGCGGUGGUGCUUGUGGUGGUGCUUGUGGUGGUGCUUGUGGUGGUGCUUGCCUGCUUGUCGAAGGGGAAGCGUUUAAAGUUGAAGGCGGUUGAAAACGUGCCUGGGAGGGGAAGGAAGAGAAGGGGCGGAGUGAAGGGGAAGAGGAGGAACGAAAAGGGGGAUGAGAGGGAGGGGAGAUAG
Closterium sp. Naga37s-1 is the source of this 525-nucleotide messenger RNA. The record is from the annotation of a GenBank genome assembly. Lineage: Eukaryota; Viridiplantae; Streptophyta; Zygnematophyceae; Desmidiales; Closteriaceae.